AGCUUUAACCGCGUUCUUGUGACCCAUCAUUCCAGUCAGAUCAAUCUAGAAUCUGACUAGAAGUUUUUUCACAGGCAAGGCUGCGAUUAAUAAUAAAGCGGAGCAUCGCGGAUGAUCAGCCGCACACACCACCAGCCGCAUUGCGGCCAGCCGGUUCAUCAAUUAACUGACGCAGCGUUGCGCUGCCACAAUGAUACACCAGUCUGUUUCUUCCAUACCGUGUUUCUUUCUCUUCUCAUCUUGUGUCAUCUAGAAGUCUUAGCAAAGCAUUGCGUUGGUUCCUUUUGAAAAUUGCUUUGGGAGUCUCUUGUCCAUCAAGAUGUUCACCUUACCGUUGCUUGCCGUUACCCUCUUCCUCCAGGUCAAAUUCUCCCUGCAACCAGGUCUGAAGUAUGCGCUCUAUGGUGCUCUCAUUCUUAGUGCGCUGCAUGCCAUCUUCGCGCCCCUCAAGGGAGUCGGGGAUUUUGCAACAUACACCAAUGCCUUCUUAAGUGUGUCUUUCAUCAUUCGAGCCGUGGAAUUGCUUAUCUUGCAUGACCUCGAUGCUUUAGAGCACUUGGAAAAGAUAUCUCACGUGUCGAGUUCAAUUUUAUACUCUUGGGAGCCCAUUCCGAAAACGCUAGGUUAUAGAAGAUUUCUCCGAGUCUGUAACCUGAUCGCCAACCCGCGCGCUAUUGGAUGGAACUAUGGCUCGACCAAAUACCUACCGCCGCUACGCCCCGUUGAGGGGGAGGCUGGCGGGGAUCAUUGUGCUCCAGAGCAUGAGAACAUGGUCUUGGUAGCUGAUGGAGACCGUCGCACCUUUCUCAGGUCACGUGUUUGGACAAUUCUCUUAGCCUAUGCGGCCAUAGACACGUAUCAGGCGGCGUUUGCGCGCAACUAUCCCAAAAUCUGCGACAGCGUCGACAGAUUUUUGAACGGCGUGGUGGGCUGGGAUAUUGCCCCGGCUACCAGCGAGAUGGUAGUUAGAAGAUAUCUGUUGUCACCCGGCUGUUGGAUAGCUGCAUAUGCUUUUGUAGAUGGCAUCCAUUCCGCUGUGGGCGUAUUUUCGGUUGGCAUUUUGAGAGGCUUUUCGCCGAAGUAUGCUGGAGAGCCAUGGAUGUAUCCGCCGGUCUUUGGGUCCGUACGUCAUCUGCUGGCGUUCAGUCUGCGUGAUAUAUGGGGCAAAAUGUGGCACGACUUGUGUCGCAAUCCCUUAUUGACACUGUCCCGCGCGGCCAUCCCGAUGAACAUUCCUGUGGGAUUGCAACGUUUUCUGAUCAUUUGCCUCACCUUCUUUGUUUCGGGCAUUGUUCAUGUUGCAGGGACUUAUGCUGUCUCCAAAGACCUUGUUGCGGUCGGCAUGAUGAUGUCAUUCUUUUGCAUUUUGCCGCUCUGUAUCGCCGCACAGCAUCUAAUCUCUGACCGAUUCCUCCCUAUGAUUCUGCCUCAGAAUGAGAUCUCACGGUCGGUGAUCUGGUUGGUCAAUCUGGCUUUUGUUACAGGAUGGGGCCACAUCACCAGUCCUUGGUUUCUCGAUCAUAGCAAGCUGCCGGAGGCUAUCGGAUCGGUGCCUCUCCCCUUCAGUUUGUGGAAAUUGGCGGCCAAUAUCUAGAGUUUCUCAGAUUAUUGACAGAGACAGAGCUUUGCACUUGUAGUACGGCAGACGGUUGGACAUUUGUCUUACCUUGCCGUUGUCUAUCGGUUUCACCAUCUGAUCUCAUGUCUUAACUGGUCUAUUGGUGUUGAGUCUGUGAAUUCCGUUUUUAUCUACAUCAGAUCACGUACAGCACUAGAGAAGUUCUUUUGCC
Aspergillus homomorphus CBS 101889 is the source of this 1790-nucleotide messenger RNA. Its product is annotated as wax synthase family protein. The transcript is spliced from 2 exons. Lineage: Eukaryota; Fungi; Ascomycota; Eurotiomycetes; Eurotiales; Aspergillaceae. The record is from RefSeq and is a predicted model, not a curated record. The coding region runs from base 320 to 1594 and encodes 424 amino acids. Gene Ontology annotation, biological process: lipid metabolic process.